AUGGUUUUCUGCAAGUUGUUUUGCUUUUUGAUACCAGUGAGUUGAUUUUAUGGAUAUGUUUUAGAGCGGUAAAUCAUUUUUAUUCAAAACAAAUUGGUGUGAAUUUAAGUUAUAUUUAAUAGCAAAAACUAAAGACUUGGUUGUUAAAUUGAUCAAAUCACAACACAAUGAUUGUUUAGUUAAAUGUUAACUAUCAGUAGUAUUGCUUGUUGUUUGUACUAAGCUUGGAUAUCUUAUCGAAAACUGAAUUUACUGCUGCUUUCCUUUGGUUCUUGGUGGAAUUAUCCCGAUUAAAUGGAUUAACCUGGUUCGUAUACGGUAUUUUUUGUAAGUCUACCAAUUGAUAUCCAAUCUACACGCGAUUUAAAGUAAAUACUUUCACGAUGCAAUAAGGAAAAAUUAAUAGAUCUGAAGCAUCAUUUGCAACCGAAACCAAGGAAAAUCAGUUUAAUGAGAAUCGACAAAUCUUCAUAGACUGUGGUUAACAAUUUUCAACGAAUACUGCUUUUGAAAGUGAGACUGAAAAGUGGAAUGCAAAAUGUGUUUAACCAUCAACAAUGAAAAUGCCAUUCCCUGGAAACGUAUUCAAUUGAAAAGAUCUAAAUUAAAAUCAUCUGUUAAAACGUCUUCGAUGUUGGCUGGCUUUGCCAUUGUAGCCAUGGUUGAAGUGAGUUUCCAAAAUGAACCAGAUAAUCCAGUUCCACCUUAUCUUCUAAUGAUAUUUGGUAUCAACUCUAUUACUCUUGUUUCCGUUCAUAUGUUGGCAUUGAUGAUAUCAAUCUGCAUUUUGCCCAGUCUGGACGAAAUUUGUGAAGCCAACUCAUUCGGUAAAAUCAAUCCAAAUUCAUCUCCUGCUGAAGAGUUAAGUAUUUUUAUCGAAAUAGCUUGGAUAUUGUCAAAUGUUGUUGGUCUUCUACUGUUUCUAAUUGAAUGUGUCAUCUGUUGCUGGCUUAAAUUUUGGGAAAAUGGUUCUCCUCGAGGGGAACCAGGAAAACACGUAGCAUUUGCUGCAACCAUUCUAUUCCUUCCUAUAUUGGUUACAUUUGUUUUCUUUGCGAAUCACUUUUAUCGCUCUCUGGUUAAAUAUAACUUGCAAAGAUCAACAUUUCAAUUGAAAGAAGUCGAAAAUCUUGCCCUUGGUUUGAGAACUGUAUUUCCUAUUGAAACUUCAAAUCUAAAACCCGAUUUUGGUCCAUCAAGAAUCAUGAGCAUUUAAAUUGCCAUAAUUUACCUGGAAAAUUUUUUAAGUUAUAAAAUACAUUUUUAUUUAUGAUUAUAGCCAAAUUACACUUACAUUUCUUCCUUCAUUCUGUAAAAACUGACUUUUUAUUAUCCACUGUUGAACUUAUUGUAUAAUUUGUAUAAUAUUUAAAUGCAAUGAAUUAUUGAAAGAAAAAUCAAAUAAAAUCUUAAACAA
Tetranychus urticae (two-spotted spider mite) is the source of this 1417-nucleotide messenger RNA. Its product is annotated as calcium release-activated calcium channel protein 1. The record is from RefSeq and is a predicted model, not a curated record. NCBI's taxonomy places the organism in Eukaryota, Metazoa, Arthropoda, Arachnida, Trombidiformes, Tetranychidae. Gene Ontology annotation, cellular component: membrane. Gene Ontology annotation, biological process: store-operated calcium entry. Gene Ontology annotation, molecular function: store-operated calcium channel activity.